CACUUCUUUCUCUUUUUUCAUUUCUUCAUUAAACCCGACACGAUGGCUACUAUUUUACGUUUGAAUGAAAAGUCUUCUAAAGACAUUCUCCUUGUUCACAAAUAUACAAAGUCCACCAUUCCUGUAGAAACUGCCAAAGAAUUAAGUUUGGAGGUCGAUAAUAAACAUAUUGAUACUGCUAUCACUAUUAUCAAUUAUAUUGUAUCUCAAACCUCUCCUGAAUUGUUGGGUAAAGACAAGUUGGAACAAACUCAGGUGGAAGACUGGUUAUCCUUUAUUGUUUCUUCUCUUCGUUCUGCUGCCAAGAAGGAUGUGAUUGCUCAUAUGGAAAACAAACUUAACUCUCAUUUGAAUUUUGCCACUUUCUUCGUCGCCAACCGUUUGACUGUUGUGGAUAUUGUUAUCUUUGGUAUUCUUCAUGCAUACACUAGAAAUAUGAAGGUGGCUUCUGUACCCAACGUCAUGCGAUGGUUUGAUCUCGUACAACAUUUGAUUAUCGAAAAUAACAGUAAUUUGGCCGAAGUUUUCCCCUUGGUAUCUAUUGAUCUCAACGAUGUACCCGAACCUGCUCCUCCCAAAAAGGAUGAUAAGAAGGGUGAUAAGAAGGAUGAAAAGAAGGACAACAAGAAAGACAACAAGAAGGAUGACAAGAAGAAUGACAAGAAGGAAAAGAAGGAUGCUACUGCUGAUGGUGAUAAAAAGGGUGAAGCCAAGGAUGGCAAAAAGAAAGAAAAGAAGGAAAAGAAGGAAAAGAAACCUGCUGCUGCUCCUGUAGAAAGUGAUCAACCUACUGUGUCACGUUUGGAUAUCCGUGUUGGUUAUAUUCGCUCUUGUAAAAAACAUGAAGGAGCUGAUUCUUUGUAUGUGGAAGAAAUUGAUCUUGGUGAUGGUGAAGGUGAAUAUCGUACUAUUGUGUCUGGUCUUGUUAAAUGGUAUCCUUUGGAAGAAAUGCAAAACCGAUGGGUUAUUUGUUUGGCCAAUUUGAAACCUGCUAGUAUGCGUGGUAUUAAGUCUCAAGGCAUGGUAUUAUGUGCUUCUGAUCCUGAUGGAACCAAGGUAGAACUGCUUUCACCUGUUGAUACAAGCAAGGUCAAGCCUGGUGAUCGAGUAUACUUUGAAGGCAUGGAAGGUGAACCCGAAAAGGUAUUGAAUCCCAAGAAGAAGUACUGGGAAACUGUCCAACCUGAUUUCAAGACAAAGGAUGACAAGUUGGCUUACUUCCAAGAUAAACCUUUCCUUAUCAAGACUGCUAGUGGUGAACCAAUCAAAUGUCAAGUGGCUACUGUCCAAGGUGGUGGUAUCAAAUAAGUUUUUAGUGAUUAGAAAUAGUAGUAUUUUUUUUUUCUCGUUGUAUUUCUUAGGGUAUUUAGGUUAGAAUAUACUUGAUUCCUUUUUUUAUUAGUUUAUUAUGAUAUAUACAUAUUUUUGUUGGGUUAACAAAUCUUGAAAUAAAGGAAGAAAAAAAGUCAAAUUCGAUUCUCACGCAUAAUUCAAUC
Messenger RNA from Halteromyces radiatus, 1496 nucleotides. RefSeq lists its product as uncharacterized. Bases 43 to 1308 code for a protein of 421 amino acids. Gene Ontology annotation, molecular function: tRNA binding. The transcript is spliced from 8 exons. The record is from RefSeq and is a predicted model, not a curated record. Lineage: Eukaryota; Fungi; Mucoromycota; Mucoromycetes; Mucorales; Cunninghamellaceae.